AUGUAUAAACAAAUAUUUAUUCUUGCUUUGCUUAUUGGAGCUGUUAUUUCCCAGCCAGCUGGUACCUUACCAGGUAUCCAAAAUGGUUACUUAAUUUUAUCUAGUACUACUGACUACAAUGCUGAGCAUUCAGUUUUCAACUCAAAGUUAAAUAGACCAGUCAGAGCUUGGUGCCCAGCUACCAGUGUUAUAAAUAACAAUGGUGAAUGGAUCAUGGCAAGCAGCAUCACUCCAUUCGAUGUAUACGGUAUUCAAAUUCAAGGUCGUUACGAUUACGAUCAAUGGGUCACCUCAUUCCAAAUCCAAGUCUCACUUGAUGGUUUCGCUUGGACCACUAUUGGUACCUACAAUUCUGGUCUCACUGAUCGUAACACUGUCAAGUACAUUGACUUUGGAGGAGCCAGAAGAGUCCGUAACGUUUUGCUCAAGCCAGUAACCUGGAAUCCAAAUGGUAUUGCUGUCCGUUGGGAAGUCAACAUGAAGUUUGUAUAA
Heterostelium album PN500 is the source of this 492-nucleotide messenger RNA. It is a transcript of the gene DD7-1, whose product is annotated as galactose-binding domain-containing protein. Bases 1 to 492 code for a protein of 163 amino acids. The transcript is spliced from 2 exons. NCBI's taxonomy places the organism in Eukaryota, Evosea, Eumycetozoa, Acytosteliales, Acytosteliaceae. The record is from RefSeq and is a predicted model, not a curated record.